Messenger RNA from Fomitopsis serialis, 1365 nucleotides. RefSeq lists its product as uncharacterized. NCBI's taxonomy places the organism in Eukaryota, Fungi, Basidiomycota, Agaricomycetes, Polyporales, Fomitopsidaceae. The transcript has 5 exons. The record is from RefSeq and is a predicted model, not a curated record. The annotation marks the transcript as partial.
AUGCAGGUUCCUUCUCAGAGUGUCUACUCGUACGCUCUGGCGUACAACGGGCUCAGCCCUCGGGACGAGAGUCCCGUCGUGCAUAUCGGCUCCCCCAACUCACAGAUCUCCACAGAUCAGUUUGAAGUCGGGGGGAAGUCCCACUGCUAUACCGCAUCGCCUCGUGCAUCGAGGGACAGCGGGGUCAGCGAUUCGAGCGAGACACCGCCACUCUCGGACUUCACUUCGGAGGGCGUAGAUACGUCGAGUGAAGACGAAGAAUAUAUCGAGGUGUUGCGCAAGUGGCCCGCCGCCCAACGUGUUUUCGGUGAAUCGCUGGAGGACCCGGACUUUCCAAACGUCCACCGCGCCGUACAGGAGACCAGUCUUUCUCUGGAGGAGUGGAAGCAGCUGCGAUCGUUCCUAAUCCAACACCCCUUCAUUGUCCGGCAUUUCUGGUUCGACUACGAUAUGCCCAAGCACACUAUCACCUCAGGGGCCCCCGGUACCCUUCAUCAAAUCAUCUCUCCCAUGAUUGACAAAGUGGUGGUGAGGCCAGUGAUCCAACCGUGGUUGCAACUCUUCCCCCUCGACCACCGUCACCUCGAGCAGAUUCCGGGCAAGAUGGAGGUAUCAUUCGAACGGUUGAUGGUGCCGGACAUCACCGUCAACCUCCUCUUUAGACCGCCUGGGCCGAGCACGAAUCACAACGACUUCGAGCUGCUGGUUGUGGAGAACGCUCACUUCGAGAAGAAGGAGCACGUGUUACUGAAGACGGCAAAAAUGAUGCUCCGUGGGCCUAACCACGAGGGGAGCUUGCGGAUGCCUGCUGCGGAGCCCGAGGAGCCUACGGGGGCAUCGUCGGCCUCACAGAUUAGCACGACUUCGGACGACUCGAGCCAGCUUUCCGCCCUCACCUCACAGACUAGCACCGCUUUGGACGGCUCGAGCCAGCUUUCAGCACUCACCGCACGGACUAGCGCCUUGAGCAGGCUACCGUCACUCGCAUCAUCGUCCGGCGAGGGCGCCCGGGAACGCCACGUCAUUAUCGACGCGCACGGCGAGUUAUCCGAUCUAAGCUCUCUCACCGUCUCGCAUGAGAGUUCGAAUCAGGCCGCUGUGGGUUAUAAAUACACGACAUACGUCGUCGUGAUCCUCGAGGAGACCCCUGCUAUUGUCACCCAGGCGCGGCUACCGGAUACGGUCAAUAUCAAAGCACAACGUUGGCAGGAGCUUCCGCUAGAGGAUGAUUGCAUCUGCGGCGGGUGGGCGUACGGAGGUAAAGUGUACGUCGGGCAGACCCGCGCGUAUGUGAUGGCGUUCCAAGGGGUGGAUGACGCCAAGCUCUUGAUGCUCAGAUCGGGGUCCUUCUCCAUGGCGGACUGG